UUGGCUACGGUAUGACACCAUUUCUACGGAAGCCGCAUAUUAGCUUUGGCCCGCGCGUUUUAAAUAUCGGGAUGGGGCAUUUUCAAAUACACAUCUCAGUGGUUUUUCCCAAGCUAUUAGGUGGUCUCCGGUAAUGGCGCGCCGGCGGCAGUCGGGAGCAUGGCACUCCUUAACGGGCGCUGGGAAAGGGAGCUGCAGGAACAGAUCUCCUUGUUGUCGGCUGGUUCAGCUGAAAGUAGCGAGCAGCCAGAGCAUCUCGGCACUGGCCUCACAAGAAUAGGACUGCUACACCUCAGCGAUGAGGUCCUCAUCCUCAUCCUCCGACAGUUAGAUCCCGUCUCUUUACUACGAGUCGGGAGCACGUGUCGAACCAUGUUCCGGAUCUGCUCCUGCAGCUCUCUCUGGACGCCGCACUUCCAGGCGUCGUUUGGAGUGCCAUUCGCCGCUGCCACCUGCUCCGUCUCGGCCAAAGACGGCUUCCGGCUGAUCUUCAUGUGGAGGACGCUCUACAAAAGCCUGCAUUUCAACCGAUCCCUCCAGGAGAAGCUCUUUGCAGAGAUUCCUUUCCCCCCAGACAAGUAUUGGAUUCAGUGGCUGGUCCUUGAAGAAACCGUUCCGUUGCCUCCAGUCAGGCUGGCCUUUGGAGAAAUAGAAACCCUAUGGGGGAUACAAACGGACCUAUUGGAAAGGAAAGAGCAAGAGACGGCUGAUGAGGGGACCCUCACGCUGGAGUGGAGUGAGCUGCACCGCCGCGCCCUGCAGCAGCACGGCAGCCUCGCCGUGGUUUUCCAGCAUGUUCUCAACCAGCACGAACCAAGCGACCACAGGGAGCUGGAGGACCUGUUCUACCAGUACAGACGGCACCGCUUCCACUGGUUCUUCUCCUAUUGGCUGUUCCGCCAGCCGGCACCCCUUGACCGGCAGCUGCGCACGAUCUACCUGCAGUGGCGACCGCACAGCCGGCGCAAGGUGUCGUCAUGGGGCAGCGCGCUGUGCGAUGUGCGUUACCUGGCGUCACUGCACCAGGUCACUGCCGACUACUGGAGGGGCCGGUUGGCGUGUGGCGACGAGGCUGCGGGAAUCCAGACUGUGGAGAACUACUUCUCCAUGUGCAAGUCGCUAGUGGCCUGGAUUUUGGGACGUGGCUGGGGUGGACUGAAGCGCAAAAAGGUAUAUGAGGACACCCUGCGAGGCGUCUACCGGCUGCUCCGGAGGGAGAUGCUGGACUCGCUGGUGGAGCGUGACCGGUUCUGGCAGGUCGCCAAGAUGCAGAUGUGCCGCGUGUGCACGCUGGCAGAGACUGCAAUCAACUAUGUCAACUGGAAGAUGAUUGAGACCCUGCCCUAUUACAAACUGUACUUGGUGUCGGGGAAUGUGAUUUACCUGCAGCAUGUACAGAGCUUCCUGUCCAGGAAGAGGCUGGUCCAUGACUGGAUCCACCUGGAGGAGAACAGCUGGUUGCGGUGUUUGCUGUCAGAUGAGCUCUACAGGCUACUAGAGUAUGACACCAAGAUCACUCAAGACGGCCUGCACGGGGACUCUGUGAGCGCCCAGCUGACCCGGGUACUCUGGCUCUACCUGCACUCUGGGCAGCAGCUGUACAUGGAGGCUCUGAAGGCCAUGGCCCUGCAGUGUGCCCACGCCAGUCUGGGCUACUACGCUGCCCUGGCGGCUGGCGGGCUGCUUCCCCUCCCUGGCUGGUGAACCUCGGUGCAGGGGUUCGACAAGCACACGGCAUCCCCAGACGGCAGCUGGAAGUAACCUUCAUUCAGCUCUUUGACCUGAUUUUUUAUAUUGUAAGUUUUACUAUGCUGGGUUUUUUUUAAAUUUGGGG
Paramormyrops kingsleyae is the source of this 1834-nucleotide messenger RNA. RefSeq lists its product as uncharacterized. Lineage: Eukaryota; Metazoa; Chordata; Actinopteri; Osteoglossiformes; Mormyridae. Gene Ontology annotation, cellular component: SCF ubiquitin ligase complex; cytoplasm. Gene Ontology annotation, molecular function: protein binding. Gene Ontology annotation, biological process: SCF-dependent proteasomal ubiquitin-dependent protein catabolic process. The record is from RefSeq and is a predicted model, not a curated record.